CAUCAAUCAUAUCCGAUACUACGAUGCACGAUAGCAUCAAUGGAGCAAGACAGUCUAGUACAAUCAUCAUUCGUCAUUCCAUGUUCCACAAAUAAUGCGACAAAGGCAAGAAAAGGGAAGUCAAGAGCUUUGGAAGAGGAAAGCAUAUGUUCACCUCUACUCGCAUUUGAAACGGAUGAGAGAGGUGCUCGAUGGCGUCAGAUAGGAUACCAAAAGGCAGUCAAAGGUGUUCGAUCGGCUUUUGACCGCGUAUAUUCGCAAUUUCAUCAGGACUUGAUCGAAAAGUUGGAGAAUAUUCUCCGCAUGCAGGAUUCAGGUACUCAAUACCACAUUCCAGGACCGUCUCGAUUAACAGUGGCAUGUGUUUCGGGUGCACCAUUACCGGAGAGAUUGUCAGAGAAGCUACUUGCGGCGGCACAUGAAAGUUCCAAAGAUUUAUCUUGGGUGUACCUACACCCUCGGGAAUGUCUUGAUCUGGCAACGACGUUAAGAAUUAUCACAGCUCGAGCUUUGAGUUCUCGAAAGGAUCUGGAGUUCGACAAUUUGGACUUUUCCGAUCUUUUGUCUAUUGCGACACCUUCUGCUAACAAACACGGCAAGGGAAUACACAUAUUCAUCGACAAUUUUGCGAUCUUUCAUCAUGGUGUCUUCAAUGACUUAAUGCAGAGUCUUCAUUCCGUCACGCAGAUGAAAGGUGGACCUCAAUUCAUCAUCGUCUUGUCGAGUGAAACAGGUCGCCUAGGUUUGGAUGAUAAGCUUGAUCCCGGGGUAUCUCCGUUGCUUGAUGUCCACGUACUUGAUCCUGUUCCUGCUACAACAUUUUUCGAGAAGGUAGUCGAGGAAAUCCUUGAUGAGCCAAUGGAGGCUGACAAGCUGGCGGUAUGGCCAGGAGAUAAAGUCUUGGAAUUUGCAAGGAGACGGUUCUAUGAAGAAAAAGCAAAUUUGGGACAAAUUCAGACACUAUUUGAGCUAUACUUGCAUCAUCAUUUCACCCAACAACCACUUUCCGCUCUUUUUGAGACCGAACAGCCUCUCGAUCGAAGUGCAUGGAAGCCAGCUUUCUUCACUCGUCUUAGAGACAUGCUACUUCGCAGCUUUGAUGAAAGAAAAGGUGAGAUGCAAAUCAAGUUGCCCUUUCCGGUCAGCGCUAGCAACGACCUCUCAAAACAGGAAUAUCUCCAGGAAGUCUUGCAAAAUGACUAUUGCCUAGCAAAGCUUGCUACAGAUGUCGUAUCCGUCAUGCAGAGAGAAAGAGCAGCUUUUGUAGCAGGUGCUCGUCUCGCACACCUCUUGCGCAAUGUAUUGAGAAUCAACAAGAAUGAUUCCACUUCAAACAAUCAUCCAAAACAAGAUCUUCUAUUGGAGCCUCGAAGAAGCACAUUUGGAGGAUUACUAUGUGCGUUGUUGAGCCCACAGCAAGCUGGCACAGUCCUUCAAGAGAUUCGUGCAGCACUUAGGAUGAAGUACCUGUCCGAUUUCGAGGCAAUUCUGGAGCAGAUUCGGGCGGAAAACAUCAUUCAAGGCACGGAUCAAGAGAGUACUCUUCAAACAAUCCAAAAUAGGCUUGCUAAUACUGCGACAGCGGUUGAAGGAGAGAAUGACGAGAAACAGACUGGAGAAGAUGUGUUGACGAAUGGGAAUGAUGGAGAAGCGGAGAAAGAAGCAAGGAGACUGGCACUCGUUCAAAAGAAUCUUUUACGUGAAGAGUCAAAUAGCGCAUUGCGACGACAGAUUUGUGAUCAGAUUGUGGGAAUGUUACGAAGCCUGUUGAAUGCAUCUAGCCCUUUCUCACAAAUAGGUCGAUACAAUUCAACAGGCUAUCUCCAUUCGGUUCUUGAGCCUUCACCGCGAAUCAAUUAUUUGGCUGCUUUGAAGAAUCCAGAUGCGUAUCUUACACGAACAAGCAAUGCAAUUGAGAUGCCGGACAUUUGUCGUGCUUAUCAAACGUAUGAAGAUGCAGGCAGGUUGAUUAACCUGGCGGAUUGGUUCAACGCUUUUCAAUCAUCAAUCAAUGAUGCCGACAAAGAGGAGGAAAACAACAGCGAUGCUCGAAAGAGGAAAAGAUUGGAUACAGACGGCUUGAAUGAUUUGGAAGCAUAUCAAAAAGAUUUGGCAAGUUGGGAUAAAAAAGAUAUUAUCCGACUUCGAUUCGCACUGGCCGUUCAUGAGAUGGGCAAAAUGGGAUUCUUGAAGCGAACUCGACGAAAGCCAGAGCACGUUCUCAAAUUGGUGUAUGAUUUACCUCUUAAAGAUUAAUAGCAUGUACACCAUAGAUUUAAU
This is a messenger RNA of Meira miltonrushii, 2280 nucleotides long. RefSeq lists its product as uncharacterized. Gene Ontology annotation, biological process: DNA replication; DNA replication initiation. Gene Ontology annotation, cellular component: nuclear pre-replicative complex; DNA replication preinitiation complex; nuclear origin of replication recognition complex. Gene Ontology annotation, molecular function: DNA replication origin binding. The record is from RefSeq and is a predicted model, not a curated record. NCBI's taxonomy places the organism in Eukaryota, Fungi, Basidiomycota, Exobasidiomycetes, Exobasidiales, Brachybasidiaceae. The coding region runs from base 40 to 2256 and encodes 738 amino acids. The transcript is spliced from 2 exons.